AUGGAGACGAGCCUUCGUUACGACUCCAACCGUCGUGCGCUGUGCCUCUUCGCCAAGGAACGAUUCACGAACAAUGAAGAUGUCGUGUUGACGGUUUCUGGUAGUCUCGACACUCGAGACGGUCGCAUCGACGGCAGAGCGCACGUGCGAAAACGUUUCUUCGCUCCGGCGCGAACGACUCCGCUCGCGCCGGAUCGCGCGGACAUAGGGUUGACGUACGAGACGCGGAGGGACGACGUGCGGUACGGAGCGCGCGUGCGAAAAUUAUUGGACGUCACGCCGUCGGGAAGUGGAAUGACCACGCUGGGAAUUCGAGGCGGGGUAUCGUACGGGAUAAAGCGUCAAGCUGCGGAGAUCGAGGGAACGAUAGAGCUCACGCACAAGGUGUUCAAUUUUCAGGAGGAUCAAGACUUGCGCCUUCGGCUCGGCUAUGACGUUGCGACGCGCAAGCCGUACGCAAAUUUGCGCGAGAACAACUGGAGUUUUCAGACAGAUUUCCAGAGGAGCUGGAGCGUGUGUUACGAUCUUUAG
Messenger RNA from Ostreococcus tauri, 531 nucleotides. RefSeq names its product unnamed product. The record is from RefSeq and is a predicted model, not a curated record. Gene Ontology annotation, molecular function: voltage-gated monoatomic anion channel activity. Gene Ontology annotation, biological process: regulation of monoatomic anion transport. Lineage: Eukaryota; Viridiplantae; Chlorophyta; Mamiellophyceae; Mamiellales; Bathycoccaceae. Bases 1 to 531 code for a protein of 176 amino acids. The transcript has 2 exons.